Enhydra lutris kenyoni (northern sea otter) is the source of this 3315-nucleotide messenger RNA. Its product is annotated as chromobox 3. NCBI's taxonomy places the organism in Eukaryota, Metazoa, Chordata, Mammalia, Carnivora, Mustelidae. The record is from RefSeq and is a predicted model, not a curated record. The transcript has 5 exons. Bases 1177 to 1728 code for a protein of 183 amino acids. Gene Ontology annotation, molecular function: chromatin binding. Gene Ontology annotation, biological process: chromatin organization; negative regulation of transcription by RNA polymerase II. Gene Ontology annotation, cellular component: pericentric heterochromatin; nucleus.
UCUCUCUCUUUUCGGUGGUGGUGCCUAAAAUACCACCUGCGCCCCAGGGAUCUCCGCCACCCAGCUCCCCGCUUUCCGCCCUUCCCCACCCGACCCCGAGUGGGGAGCUGGCGGGAAGCAGCGGUGAGUCGAGUGGAGACCCCGCGGCGGGCCUGGCGCUGGGCUGGCGCCUGGAGUUAGUGGUGGGGGAGGGGGAGAGCGAGACUGUCCUAGAGCGGGUAGAGAGCUGUGGCGACAGCCGCCUUAUUUCUAGACAAAGCGCAUUUCCUUUUCCCCUCCCCCAUCCGCGAUCAAGAUGAGGGGCCCUCCUCCCCCUCACGGCCUGGGUCGGCGACUGGGGCCUCUAGUGAGGGCGGUGCGUUCUCCCGCAUCAGCGCGGCCCGCUGUUCCGAGGCUGCGGCGGGCGCUCCGUUACGUGGCUACCGCCGGGUCGGGGAGAACGCGGGCCCGGUGGUGCAGUGCCCUUGAGCCCCCGGGCCGCGGCCUUUGUUUCUCCCCGCGGAUGGGCUGACCACGAGGCCCGCGCUCCUGGGUGGGGGGCAGGGGCCGGGUGUUUAGGCCUCGUUAAGCAGGGUGGGGCUUAUGGGGAGCGGAUAGAAUAGGUGGUUUGUUUUUUGAAAGUGGCACGAAAUGGGACUGAAGCAUCUCGAUAUGGUGCUUUUCCUUUUUCAGUUUUUAAACUAGUGAUUAGAAAGGGGCAGGGUUUCUAAGAAACCAAGUUGGGGUUAUAUAGGCGCCUCUUUGGACUGUUAAAAGGUCUAAAGGGAAAAUUCACAAUAAUGUAUCAUUGUAACUGGGUGGUCACGUCGAAUUUGAACCAAAUUAUUUGGCCAUUUUCUUAAAAAGGCUGGGUAUGACAUAAAUUGGAUUUAAAUUGGAAAAAAAAAUUGUGCUCUUUUUAUCCUUUGUAAAACUAUCUCAGAUAUUAGGUACCCAAUAAGGUUUUCUAGACCCACCUGGUUAGAGCACUGAUGUACUCAGUAAGGAUAGAUCCCUAAUAACGCAGGAUGUCAAACCUGCAUCUCUGGAUUUGAGUACAAGUUUUACAGUAUACGAUGCAUAGGUGGGGGUUGGAAUCCAAACAAAACUUGUGUUUAGCUACCUUUUUUCUGUCAUGUAAACUUCUUAACUGUCAUGCAUUUUUCUAGUAAUAGCUCUUCAAGUCUGCAAUAAAAAAUGGCCUCCAAUAAAACUACAUUGCAAAAAAUGGGAAAGAAACAGAAUGGAAAGAGUAAAAAAGUAGAAGAGGCAGAGCCUGAAGAAUUUGUGGUGGAAAAAGUACUGGACCGACGUGUAGUGAAUGGGAAGGUGGAGUAUUUCCUGAAGUGGAAGGGUUUUACAGAUGCUGACAAUACUUGGGAACCUGAAGAAAAUCUAGAUUGUCCAGAGUUAAUUGAAGCGUUUCUUAACUCUCAAAAAGCUGGUAAAGAAAAAGAUGGUACAAAAAGAAAAUCUUUAUCUGACAGUGAAUCUGAUGAUAGCAAAUCAAAGAAGAAGAGAGAUGCUGCUGAUAAACCAAGAGGCUUUGCCAGAGGUCUUGAUCCUGAACGAAUAAUUGGUGCCACAGACAGCAGUGGAGAAUUAAUGUUUCUCAUGAAAUGGAAAGAUUCAGAUGAGGCAGACUUGGUGCUGGCAAAAGAGGCAAACAUGAAGUGUCCUCAAAUUGUAAUUGCUUUUUAUGAAGAGAGACUAACUUGGCAUUCUUGUCCAGAAGAUGAAGCUCAAUAAUUGUUUGCAUUGCUUUUUAUAUAUAUUUAUAUAUAUAUAUAAAAUCUGGGUCUUUGUUUUUUGAUUUAUUAGUGUGAAGAAAUAACAUUCUAAUGAAAAUCAAGUUUGAUAUGUUUGUUUUGAAGUAGUAUUGGGGGAGUUGUUGGGGUUUUUGCAUCUAUAGCACUGGUUACUUUAAACAAAUAAAAGCUUUCUGUAGUUGCUUCCUUUAUCAGAAAAGAAUAUUUGAGACCAUGAUAUAUUAUCCCCCUGCAUUAGAGAACCUUUUCUAAAUGUUGGGGGAAAUCUUCAUAGUCUUUACUCAGUCAGAAUUUGUGUUUAACUCCUAUAUGCCUAAGGACCAUUCUGGGUUUUUUGUUUGUUUAGGGGGUUUUUUGUGUGUAUACUUAAAAUACAUACAUAAGUGGUUUUUGUUUUUAACAUUCACCGAAACAAAAACAGCAUUUUAUAACCAUGGAUAAGCCCAUGUUUCCGGGAUGCUACCAUUUUCAGCAUUUUAAGAAAUAAAUCACUUAAACUGAAGUUUUUCCUGAGGCCUUAACCUUUCAAAUUUUGUAAUUAAUUGGACAAUUUAAAUAUAACGUAAACAAUUUAAAAGCAGCCAUAUCAGAAUCCAUAUCCUUCUCUACAGCCAUAUAAACGCAAGUUUAUUUGCAAGAUCCCUGAAAGGAAAAUUUUAUUACCACCACCAACCUCCCCACCCAAAUGACAAAACUAGACAAGUCCUUGUGUGUUUUACUUAGGUAAGCAAUACUUUAGUUAAAUGGACAUUUAAACGUUCCUUCUAGUGAACCAUUCCUUUUUAAGAAGUUGAAAUUCUCUGUGCGGUAUUGACUAAAAGGUCAUGAUUCAUGGACUGUCUACAACUUCCUUCAUGGAAACUAAUCAUAAUCAGAUGAUUAGAGAUGUUGGCAGUUUAGCAUCUGCUGGAGUAAAUGGGUGGACAGGCUUCUAUAAUCCAAAUUCUUCACCUGCAUGUUUUUUCUUUACCCCAGUUCAUUCCUGACAUGUAGGCUCAGUCUUUUCAGUAUUUGAGUUACUGGUUCAGCACAAACCAGGAAAAACAGUAACUUUGUAGUCAGAAUGUUAUCCAACUGUAUAUUGUUUACUUUAUUGUAAAUACUGGUAAACAGUGGUCAAUAAAUAGUUUUAUAUUCCUUUAUGUGAUUAGACUUUUUAUUAAUCUGAUUUUCUAGUGGGAAUAGACACAUACCUUAGAAUCCUGUUCAUGUUUAUAAAUAAUACUAAAGCAUUAGAGUACAUGUCUUAGAUCUUUUGAGCUGAGGAGUUUCAAACUUACUAUGUAUUUCCACAAAAAUGAAAAUUGGUUUUUUGGGGUGCCUAAGAGGAAUCUGCUUCAUUAAAAUGAAAUUUUGAUACUUAGAAUCUAGUUUGUUGAAACUGCUGUCUGAAAAAUAGGAUAGAUCCUGUUGUGAGAGACAGAUUUCUACUAAUCUCCAAAAUUCAUACAGAGAAAAGGAAAUCAUUUUGCCGUAUAUCUAAAUAUUUAAUUAAUGUUGUGUAUCUGAAACUGAUAGGUUAUAUGUCAAGUUAUACCUCAAUUAAAAAACAAUUUUUUAAAUCCUA